AUGACUGAUGAUGAGCUGUCUGCCUUGGUAGUGGAUAAUGGGUCAGGUAUGUGCAAGGCAGGGUUUGGUGGUGACGAUGCCCCCAGGGCUGUUUUCCCUUCCAUGGUAGGACGUCCCCGACAUCAAGGGGUCAUGGUAGGCAUGGGCCAAAAGGACUGCUACGUGGGGGAUGAGGCCCAGAGCAAGAGAGGCAUCCUGACCCUGAAGUACCCCAUUGAGCACGGAGUGGUCACCAACUGGGACGAUAUGGAGAAGAUCUGGCAUCACACAUUCUACAAUGAGCUCCGUGUAGCACCCGAUGAGCAUCCCAUCCUCCUCACCGAGGCACCUCUCAAUCCCAAGAUCAACCGGGAAAAGAUGACUCAGAUCAUGUUCGAGGCCUUCAACACACCUGCCAUGUACGUGGCUAUCCAGGCUGUGCUGUCCCUCUAUGCCUCAGGACGGACCACAGGCAUCGUCAUGGAUUCUGGGGAUGGGGUCACUCACACUGUGCCCAUCUAUGAAGGUUACGCCCUGCCCCAUGCCAUUCUACGUCUGGAUCUAGCAGGCCGAGACCUGACGGAUUACCUCAUGAAGAUCCUGACAGAACGAGGCUAUAACUUCACCACCACGGCCGAGCGAGAGAUAGUGCGGGAUGUCAAAGAGAAGCUGUGCUACGUGGCCCUGGACUUUGAGCAGGAAAUGGUCAGUGCAGCUGCAUCCUCCUCACUGGAAAGAAGCUACGAGCUUCCUGAUGGGCAGGUGAUCACUAUUGGGAAUGAGCGCUUUCGAUGCCCCGAAGCCAUUUUCCAGCCUGCCUUUCUGGGCAUUGAGUCCAGUGGGAUCCACGAGACAACCUUCAACUCUAUCAUGAAGUGUGAUGUGGAUAUUCGCAAGGAUCUGUAUGCCAACACCGUGCUCUCUGGAGGCAGCACCAUGUACCCAGGCAUUGCCGACCGGAUACAGAAGGAAAUCGUAACCCUGGCACCCAGCACCAUGAAAAUCAAGAUCAUAGCCCCCCCAGAGCGGAAAUAUUCUGUCUGGAUUGGGGGCUCCAUUCUGGCCAGCCUGUCCACGUUCCAGCAGAUGUGGAUCAGUAAGCAGGAAUACGACGAGGCCGGUCCUCCUAUCGUUCACAGGAAAUGCUUCUGA
This is a messenger RNA of Cynocephalus volans (Philippine flying lemur), 1131 nucleotides long. It is a transcript of the gene ACTBL2, whose product is annotated as actin beta like 2. The record is from RefSeq and is a predicted model, not a curated record. Lineage: Eukaryota; Metazoa; Chordata; Mammalia; Dermoptera; Cynocephalidae. Gene Ontology annotation, cellular component: actin filament; glutamatergic synapse. Gene Ontology annotation, molecular function: structural constituent of postsynaptic actin cytoskeleton. Bases 1 to 1131 code for a protein of 376 amino acids. The transcript has a single exon.